AACGCUGCUCCUACCCAUUAAAGACGGUUUGACAUUCGCUGCCUCGAACGACUGGAGGAGUAAACUUUAUGUCAUUCUGAUUACAAUGGGCUGAAUUGGCCGGAAGGUCAUCUUUGAGGAUACUCGAAUCGGGCCACGACUCCAAACUUCCCAAUUUCCCAAAGAGCGCUUCUAAACCAUGAGCCUUUCCGGUGCGAGAUCCUUUUGCCGGUUCUUGCCCAGCCUUUCUUUUCAGAAUACUGCGCGAAUUGGCAUUACAGCGGCAAGGCAGCAGAUAUGGACGAGGAGCUUCACCUCUUCAACCGCGGCUGCAAUCAAGCAGAUGCCUCCGCGUCCGACUGUCAGCGAGGCUGAUAUCGAGGAGGCCUUCCUGAAAGGAAGCGGGCCGGGUGGUCAAAAGAUUAAUAAAACUGCCUCGGCGGUACAGCUCAAGCAUCUUCCCACUGGAAUAGUAGUAAAGUCGCAAAACACGCGGUCUCGCACGCAGAAUCGCAAACAUGCUCGGCUCCUCCUCGCGGAGAAAUUGGAAGAAAUGCAAAAAGGACCGGAAAGCAGAAGAGCAGUCAAGGCAGACGUUGCGAGGAAACGAAAAGCGAGCAAGACGAAGAAAGCCAAGCGAAAAUACAAACAGCUGGGUGAGGACGCGACCACGGAGAAAAACGAUGCUGAAGAAGGCGAAUAUGAGUUUGAAGAGUCUGAUGCUGUGGACGUGGUCGAUGCGCCUGAGUCAGAGUCUGGCCAGGGAGCGCUGAGCAGCGAAGAAGCUGGAAAGAAAAAUAAUGAUGAGAAGCGCAAGUGAGGCGCAUUCUGCAGGAUUUAAUCUUCAAACGGCUCUAGCUCGGUGGGAGCAUCAAUUGUAUAGAGGAUUGAUUCUACCGAAGUUGCGUCGAACACGAAGAGAACGGGCGAGCAUAUUCGUUCUGUACAGGUCAUUUGGCAUUGCGAGUAGAAGUUUUACAGCUAAAAACUCGUCAUAAAGGAGCGCCGAGUUCCGCAGGAUGGUUCUCCCGAAAACUGCAGGUGAGCAGGCGUUUUUCGCCCAGCACUACCGUCCAGAGACCUAGAGACCUAGAGCUCCUUGCCGGAGGAUAUAGCUUCAGCAAAGAUAUUGCCCCAGCAAAUAAGAUGCAUGUCACCGACAAAUGGCGCUACAAGUAGAAGGACAUCAAUAGAACAAC
This is a messenger RNA of Xylona heveae TC161, 1178 nucleotides long. RefSeq lists its product as hypothetical. Gene Ontology annotation, biological process: translational termination. The record is from RefSeq and is a predicted model, not a curated record. Gene Ontology annotation, molecular function: translation release factor activity. Gene Ontology annotation, cellular component: mitochondrion. The coding region runs from base 179 to 799 and encodes 206 amino acids. The transcript is spliced from 2 exons. Lineage: Eukaryota; Fungi; Ascomycota; Xylonomycetes; Xylonales; Xylonaceae.